UCGCGCUCAAGAACAAAUUUGUUUCUUUCGACAGAUUUCUGUGUUAUAAACACGACGAUAAAGAAUUGACAGCGAACGAUAAAAGAUGUCACUUUUUCAAAGGUGUAUGCGUGAAUCGUGAGACCGGUCGCCCAUCAAGUCAGGUCGGAUAUGUGCUGAUGUCACUGUUCAAAUGUUGGAAGGGAAAAUGUUAUGGCGCGAUGGAUUAUGCCAGGCUGCUGGCCGAGCCAAGGCGGCGACGGAAUUAACGGUACAAGGCCCGCGGUGGUGUGUGUGUGUGUAGUAUACGUGAACAAUAUAAUGCCAGCUGAUGGCCAACUCAAUGGAUAUCUUCUGGCUGGCCAACAAUCUGGCCUUCACAAACAGGUGUACGUCAGCACCAAAACUGUUGGGUUCUUGGCGACCCUUUUUCUUCCGCCUUGUUCGCCAUUGGAUAUACCUUAGAUUGCCUACCUGGCGGCUCCUCCCUCUUAUCUACCCAUUCCGUCAUUUUCUUCGCAUUUCCUUUUGCGCCCCCUUUUUAUUCCUUCUCUCCUCUUGCUCUCACCUUUCUGCCUUUGCACCGUUGUCUUUUCCCCCCUUCUUCUUCCUCCUUCUACGUACUAUGUGUGUGUGUACAUGUAUACAAGGCAGCCAUAAGAUAGCUACUCUAUCCGCUUGCUGCUGCUGCUGCUGGAUUCUUGGUCUGGUGGUUUGUCGAGCGGGCAUUGACCAGGGCCAAAAUGGCUCCGCGCGCCAAGUCCGAUGGGAAGCGGCUCCUUUUUUUUUUCCUUUUUCUCUCCGCAGGGGCACUGCUGCUGCUGCUGGCCUGAGUGGGCAGUGCUGGGCAAUAAGGCGACUGCUGCUGCUCAUUCAAAGUCCCAAUAAAUACGUACACCAACUUUGCGCCCACUUCCCGACUGCGAGAAAAAUAGACAUUGUUGUUUUUGUUUCUUCUCGACUUUUGUGAAGAAACAACUGUAUUGUAUAUUUAGGGCUCCACGUAUACAGAGGCCGGACUCGGUGCUCGGCGUCAGUUUAUAAGGCACAAUUUGAGUGUGUGUAUUAGCUGCCGAGUGAAUUUAUUUUUUUAAAAGCAAAAGAGUCUUUGAGUGCGCCUUCAACAGGUGGUUCGAGUCGCAAGAUUUUACGCUUGAAACGGAGUAUUUUUUUUCUUCUUUUUCUUGGUGCAUUUCCUCACUCCUGAGUUUCUAUGCACGGCCCCUUGCUGUAUCUUUCUCGAUUUUUUCCCCAAUUGUAUUUUUCUAUUCGUUUGUGGACGAGGAACUCAACAACAACAGCUCGUCGCUGGCUCCAGUGAACUCUAGCCCUAACAAACCCCCCUAUAGACGUCUAUGUGUGUGUGUGUGGGUGUUGAUUUCGUUUUGACGUUCGUCGUGUGUUGGAGUGUGCGGCUUUUUUUGUUUUGUUUUUUCCUUUAGUUUAUUUAUUUGGCCAUCGUUGUCGUCUUGUGCCAGAGAAAAAGAAUUGCAAACAUUUCUGAGCUGACGCUCUUGAGAGGUGGGCAGUGUGUGUGUGUGUGUGUGUGGCUAUAUAACACACAGUCACUUAUUCUGGCUGGCCUGGCUCGUGUGUUGGUGUGUGUUGACCAGCUCCAAGUGGACUGACGACCAGCCAGUGACUCGCCUGCGCUCGACUCUUUGUGUUUUCCGCGAUUAAACCCUUUUUCUUUUUACUAGCACGACAUUGGCAGUUCCGAUCGAUAUCGAUCCUUUUGCACUAUAUUGCUGAUCCGCUUUCUCUCUCUCUCGUGUGUCCGGUUUUUUUUAUUUUUUUAUUUCUCUCAUUUUCUUUUCGUGGGGAAGAAAACAGGCCAACAUCACAGCCCGGGUUGUGUGUCUUAAGUCGGCUCCUCUUGUGGGUUUGUGUGUGAGUGUUGCCCGCUGCUGCACUUAAUAUCGCCGCCCAACUCUUAUCCAUCUUUCAACGGAUAUAUCUAAAAGAAACCAGGCUGCUGCUGUUGCUCAGCCAGAGAAAAAGAAAAGCCAAUCGUCAUCUCAAAGAAGAAGAAAGAGGAAAGAAGAAGAAGAAAGAAGAAGAAGAAAAACGGGCACACACAACAGCGAGAGGAGACGGAGCAAAAGUGAGAGAACUACAGACGAAAUACCGGUCACGUUCGUUGAGACGGACGUUGGCCCAGCAGUUGAGAAUGCCUUUCGGUGAAGUCAUGUAUCGCUGCAAUGCGCAUUACUGUUUCAGCAGCGUCUUCCGCAAUCGGGUCGUCGGCUUGGUCAUCACACUGGCCCUUAUGCAGCUCUUCCUCUUCUCCUUUUACCUCAACGGCCUGCACAGUCAAGUGGUGGUGACGGCCAAUACCGGCACUGGCACUGGCACUGGCGGCGGCGGCAGCAGCAACAGUCCCGUUUCGUCACUGGAGCAACAGGAUGAGCGCCACCAGCAGCAGCAGCCGUUAGCGCAGCAACAGUUGCAUCCGCACCAGCAGCCGUCACAUCCGCACGGCGACAUUUCGCUAAUGGACAGCGGGGCCGCCGCGGCCGCCGCUGUUCUCUCAGACAUUGACCUUGGCCAAAGGUCACGAUCAGUGGGUCAAGAGGUGGAACGGGCGGGCGAAGAAUUCCUCAACCCGGCCAUCAUCAAAGCCAAGGCCGCCAUGGGAGACGCGGCCAAAAAGGCGCUCGAUCACCUCAUGACCAACAAGAAACCGGCCAUGGAUUUGAUGGCCAUGGCAGCCAAAAAGUUAUCCAACGACCCCAACGAUCCCAUGGCCAAACUCGGAUUGAAUCUCCUGGCCAACGCUUUCAACAACAUCAAGAAUAGCCAGCGGGCCGUCCAGCCCAAAUCGACGCAACAGGAUCCCAAAGAGGUGAAUAAGGGCCUUGUGCUGGACGCCAAUGUUAAAGAAUCGACAUCAUCGCCUGUUGCUAACGAUGUCGACGAUCAAUCCAAAUCCCAAUACGCUAAUCUAGCCCAAAUGGGCUUACAGAUGCUGACCAACGGGCUGGCCGAUCCGUCGUCGCUGUUGGCCAGCAAGGGGGCGGCCAGCAGCAGCCCCGACAUGCGCAUGCUGGAAAUGGCAUCACAAAUGAUGUUGAGUUCCAAACUGUCCAAAGCCGGAUUUGAUCCUCAAAUGGCCAAAACAGCCUUGGGCCUACUUAAAGGAGCUGUGGCCAGCCAAAAGCUGGAUCCGAGGGUUAUUCUCGGUCUUGCCACUAAAAUGAUGUCCAUCCAACAACAAUUACAGCAACCAUCCUCAUCCGCUUCUGGUGACACUAAUAAUGCUGGCGGACUCAACUUGUUGAGCCAAUUCCUCUCCAACGGCCAGCUGAUGUCGGCGCUGCUUAAUAGCGCCGGGGCCGGGGCCGCCGCCGCUGCCCAGCCGGCAGUUUCCGUCGACCAAUCAAACACGAUUUAUCGCAAUUACGUCAAGUUGACCAGCCGGAAGCUGCCGGCCCUCAAAUCAAAGAUGUCGUCGCCUUAUUCCAUCCCGUCCAGCAAAGUCGUCGUCGACAUUGGAUUUCAUUUCACGAUGGAAGACGUGGACACGUGCCGAUCCAACGCCACCUACCUGAUCAUGGCCGUCUCCUCGGCGGCCAACACCGAGGAGCGGCAGGCGGCGCGAGAGACGUGGAUCAGAGAUUUGCAUCAGCUGGUCGGCGGCAAAGUGGACGUCGUCUUCGUUGUCGGCCAAACGGCCAACGUCACUCUGCAGCGGGCCGUCGAGGAGGAAGGCAGGACUCACCGGGACUUGAUCCAGACCAACGUGCAGGAGCCAAUCGAGAAGAGCGUCUUCAAGACGCUGGCCGGCCUGGUCUGGAUCGACCGCCACUGUCCGGAGAUUGAGCAAAUCCUCAAGAUCGAUGAUGACGUCUACGUCAGCGCAGCGACGAUGCUCAAGGCCAUGGAGAAAGGAAAGGCUAGGCCCACCAUUACGGGCAGCUUGAUCGACAGCAUGAACCCGUUUACCACGACAGAUGAGAAACACAAAACCACGAAAAAAUCGUGGCCUCUCAAGGAAUUUCCUCGUUUCAUGCUUGGCGGAGCUUACCUGAUGGGCAGGCCGGCAGUGCCGCGUUUAUUGGCGGCCGCUCAGGUGACUCCCGUCCUCCCCCUGGAAGACGUUUACGUCACGGGAUUGUGCGCCAUCGGUGGCAAAGUGGAGCUUAUUCCCAAAAAAAGUCUGUUUGAAGAAGAAAUCAGCGAAGAAUUGGACACUUGCACUUUUGAAGAUUUCGCCUCUUGGCGCUCGACUGGCGCCGCUGACGUCAAACAGACGUGGAAUUUUGCUCAAGCCAUGAAAAGGAGCGGCGAAGUUUGCGUAACCACCAACAAGUGCGCACGGACGUUCAUGGGCAUCUGCAUCCCGUCUUCGUCCUAAUAGCUCAUGCUCCAUUGUCUUUGUACAUCGAACUGUUUUUUUUUUCUUUUCUUUAUUUAUCGCCGUUUUUAGAAUAAUCGGACUGGGCUUCAAAUAAGCUCCAAUCUAUCAAAAUUAUUUCCAAUCUUAUUUAUUAAAUUAUGGCUCAUUAUGGAAAUUCCGUACGGUGGAUGACGUGAUGGUAAUUUUGGCGUGUAAAAUAUUAUCUUCUUAGCUGUGCUAUUUUCGACAAUGUAUCCGGAUUAAAUGGACUCGACCAGGAGAGAGCCGCAGCCGUCCCCCAAGCGAAGGGCAAUCUUACAGAUUAAUUUUAUUAAAAAAAAAGAUUGCCAGUUGUUGAUUUCUUUCUUACAUAUACUCAUUACACUCUAGAGGAAUAAAGAGAUUGACUUCUGCAAAAUAAUGAGAUGAGGAAUACAAAAAUUGUGGGUUUCGAUUGACGUUUCUCUGUUCAGAAUUGUGGUUAUGGUGUAAUUGGCAAAGUGAAACAUUCCUUGUGAAAUUUGUUAUAUUCCUUCAACGGAAAUUGAGUAAGUGCUAUAGUAAUUUUGUAUCGCAGAUUCGCAGACCCUUUUGUGAUGUUCAAUACUCAAAAGAAGAUAUCUGCCAACGGAACAAAGGACUCAAGCAAAAGACUACAUAUGCCUCCUUAUAUUUGAAAUCAAUUGUCCAAUAUAAUCCACCCAGCUAUUUGUGUUUGACCACAUUUUCCGAAACAUUCAUUGGCAAGGCAAUAACAGGAAAUUGUCAUCUGUAAUCUAUUCAAUUCUUUUUUAUAUUUCCUGAAUGGACCAAUAUAAUUUAUAAUGCCAA
Daphnia pulex (common water flea) is the source of this 5149-nucleotide messenger RNA. RefSeq lists its product as uncharacterized. Gene Ontology annotation, cellular component: membrane. The transcript has 4 exons. The coding region runs from base 2150 to 4336 and encodes 728 amino acids. The record is from RefSeq and is a predicted model, not a curated record. Gene Ontology annotation, molecular function: hexosyltransferase activity. Lineage: Eukaryota; Metazoa; Arthropoda; Branchiopoda; Diplostraca; Daphniidae.